Messenger RNA from Xyrauchen texanus (razorback sucker), 4004 nucleotides. RefSeq names its product protein GPR107-like. Bases 21 to 1658 code for a protein of 545 amino acids. Gene Ontology annotation, molecular function: clathrin heavy chain binding. The transcript has 18 exons. Gene Ontology annotation, cellular component: clathrin-coated vesicle; Golgi apparatus; membrane. Lineage: Eukaryota; Metazoa; Chordata; Actinopteri; Cypriniformes; Catostomidae. The record is from RefSeq and is a predicted model, not a curated record. Gene Ontology annotation, biological process: clathrin-dependent endocytosis.
UUUGUAUAGCGGCUUUAAACAUGGCGUCCGGGAAGAGGUGUAUGUUUACAUUUAUUAAAGCAAUUAUUAUGGCUCUUAUCAUAGAAAGUCAGUGUCGACUCCAUCACCUCAUUCUUAAGGAUGACAUCCGUCAACGGGUCCACCUGAACACAUUCGGCUUUUAUAAAGAUGGUUACAUGAGCAUGAGUAUGAACAGCCUAAGCUUCUCUCAUGGAAAUACGGAUAACAUUGACAGCUCCACGAUUGGUUUCAGUUUAGAUCGCGCGAGCAAUUAUGGCUUCUCCACAUAUCUGGAUGAAGGUCUUGAAUAUUGUCCUCUGAAAAAAGAUCCAAGCAGUAAUUUUGCAGGAGUUCUUCUCUUGCUGGACUUCAAAAAUAAACUAGUGAGGAAGAAGACUUCAGCAGAGGCAGGUGUGAUUCCCAACAUUAUAUCUGUCUUGCUUAAAAACACAGAGGAAAAACUGCAGGCUGAGAAUGGGAAAGAGGUCCCAGACAAGACACCAGAUGAUGGAUCUCAGCCUGAGGGGGUUGCUAAAUCCAAGCGAGAUGUUGGGAACAAGGCAUUAGAUACCUAUCCUCUUCAGAACAAGGACCAAGUCUACUCUUUUCAGUUUCACUUCAAUGUCACAAGAGACGAACAGCAAGGCCUUUAUAACUUGUAUUUCUAUAACUGCUACUCCUUGCCAAUAAACCAGGACAACUCUAUGUCAGGUGUGCUGACUUUCAGCAUUGAUAUCAACAUAGAGGAGAAGAAUCCAGACAGCUACCUCUCUGCUGGACAGAUUCCUUUGCCUAAACUUUACAUCUGCAUGUCCAUGUUCUUCUUCCUCAUUGGCAGCCUGUGGGUUCAUGUUUUGCGCACUAAUAGUGCUGAUGUUUACAAGAUACAUUGGCUGAUGGCUGCUCUUCCAUUCACAAAAUCACUUUCCCUUAUUUUCCAUGCGAUUGACUACUACUACAUUUCCAAUCAGGGCUUUCCUAUCGAAGGCUGGGCUGUGGUCUAUUACAUUACUCACCUACUAAAGGGGGCGCUGUUGUUCAUUACUAUAGCUUUAAUAGGAACCGGCUGGGCCUUUGUCAAGCAUAUCCUCUCAGAUAAGGACAAGAAGAUCUUCAUGAUUGUCAUUCCCCUGCAGGUUCUGGCCAAUGUGGCAUACAUCAUUAUUGAGUCCACAGAGGAGGGCUCCAGCGAGUAUGGUCUGUGGAUGGAGAUCCUGUUUCUGGUAGAUCUGCUGUGCUGCGGGGCAAUUCUCUUCCCAGUCGUCUGGUCCAUAAGACAUUUACAAGAGGCAUCAGCAACAGAUGGGAAAGCUGCCAUCAAUCUGGCUCAACUGAAACUUUUUAGGCACUACUAUGUGAUGAUUGUAUGCUAUAUUUAUUUCACCCGCAUCAUUGCCAGUCUCAUCAAGGUCAUUGUCCCCUUCCAGUGGCAGUGGCUCUACCAGCUGUUGGAUGAGCUGGCCACUCUGACCUUCUUCUUCUUAACUGGACACAAAUUCCAGCCAGCAUCCUACAACCCCUAUCUACUGCUGUCUGUGGAAGAAGACGACAUUGAGAUGGACAAUGUGUUAUUUACCUCAACAGUAAUGGGAGAGGGCAUUAAGAAAGUGAAUAAGUUAUCAAACGGGCCACCAGAGGAGAGGGAGAGCAUGGCAUGAUGUGAGAAAGUUAUCUGUCGGUCCUGUGUGCCUCUGGACUUUGUGACCAGCUACGGAAAUAUUGGACAUUCUUGAAGAAGAGCUUAACGGCUUCAUGUGUAAAAUUCCUAAUGGACCUUCUCUCAUGAUCACAUGUGAAGACAUUGCAUUUCAGAUCUAUAUAUAUAUAUAUAUAUAUAUAUAUAUAUAUAUAUAAUAUGUGUGUAUACACUCACCUAAAGGAUUAUUAGGAACACCUGUUCAAUUUCUCAUUAAUGCAAUUAUCUAAUCAACCAAUCACAUGGCUGUUGCUUCAAUGCAUUUAGGGGUGUGGUCCUGGUCAAGACAAUCUUCUGAACUCCAAACUGAAUGUCAGAAUGGGAAAGAAAGGUGAUUUAAGCAAUUUUGAGCGUGGCAUGGUUGUUGGUGCCAGACGGGCCGGUCUGAGUAUUUCACAAUCUGCUCAGUUACUGGGAUUUUCACGCACAACCAUUUCUAGGGUUUACAAAGAAUGGUGUGAAAAGGGAAAAACUUCCAGUAUGCGGCAGUCCUGUGGGCGAAAAUGCCUUGUUGAUGUUAGAGGUCAGAGGAGAAUGGGCCGACUGAUUCAAGCUGAUAGAAGAGCACCUUUGCCUGAAAUAACCACUCGUUACAACCGAGGUAUGCAGCAAAGCAUUUGUGAAGCCACAACACGCUCAACCUAGAAGCGGAUGGGCUACAACAGCAGAAGACCCCACUGGGUACCACUCAUCUCCACUACAAAUAGGAAAAAGAGGCUACAAUUUGCAAGAGCUCACCAAAAUUGGACAGUUGAAGACUGGAAAAAUGUUGCCUGGUCUGAUGAGUCUCAAUUUCUGUUGAGACAUUCAGAUGGUAGAGUCAGAAUUUGGUGUAAACAGAAUGAGAACAUGGAUCCAUCAUGCCUUGUUACCACUGUGCAGGCUGGUGGUGGUGGUGUAAUGGUGUGGGGGAUGUUUUCUUGGCACACUUUAGGCCCCUUAGUGCCAAUUGGGCAUCGUUGAAAUGCCACGGCCUACCUGAGCAUUUUUCUGACCAUGUCCAUCCCUUUAUGGCCACCAUGUACCCAUCCUCUGAUGGCUACUUCCAGCAGGAUAAUGCACCAUGUCACAAAGCUCGAAUCAUUUAAAAUUGGUUUGAAAACUCAUGACAAUGAGUUCACUGUACUAAAAUGGCCCCCACAGUCACCAGAUCUUAACCCAAUAGAGCAUCUUUGGGAUGUGGUGGAACGGGAGCUUCGUGCCCUGGAUGUGCAUCCCACAAAUCUCCAUCAACUGCAAGAUGCUAGCCUAUCAAUAUGGGCCAACAUUUAUAAAGAAUGCUUUCAGCACCUUUUUGAAUCAAUGCCACGUAGAAUUAAGGCAGUUCUGAAGGUGAAAGGGGGUCAAACACAGUAUUAGUAUGGUGUUCCUAAUAAUCCUUUAGGUGAGUGUAUAUAUAAUAUGUGUGUAUAUAUCGAUCUCUAUAAAUGUUGCACAGACAGUAUGGAGAUUUCACACCACAUUUCUCUCUUAUUCCUUUUGCCACUGUAGUUUUAAUUGAAAUGCUUGGUGUUGUGCUUUUUCAUUUUAUCUUAAAAGUGUGUGUAGGAUUUUAACAUUUGGUUGUUCAUUUUUAUUUAUUUAUGACUUUCCUAUGCAUUGCUUGAUCUUAGACACUCUGUGGCACUUUAACACUCCAGUCAAGUGAAAGCCUCUGGAGUCACUGGGAUGUGUAGAAAACUGCAGUCUUUGUGACUUCUCUUUCAGCUAUUAAAUUAUAAUGACCUUUCAGAAUUAAUACUUUUUUAUGUUAUUGUGCAGGCCCCAGAAAAUGAACAUGCAUGCAUAACCCAGAUUAAUGCAUCACAGAGAAUAAAUUGUACCGUUCUUAAGCUUAAUCAGGAUUUGAUGACAGAUGCUUUAUAUUUCCUCAGUAUUUUUUUUUUAUUAUGAAUAUGAAUGACAAUGGACAUUAAUGAAAUUUAACCUGCAUGAUACUGGGUGCCUGGAACCAUGUAUUUCAAAUGUACCAAAUAUUUGGAUUCAAAAGAUUUCAGGGAUCUUGUAAUUUAUGGUUGUUGGUAAUGUAAUAUAGGAUUUUAUUUUGAUGUUUAAUAUUUUGCUUAUUAUCGGAUAUCUUUGAGCAAGCUUUAUCAAAUUGUUUUUCAGUAUUAAAUUGUGCAAUGUUUUCUUUUGAGUUUGUCUACAUUUUAUUCAAAUUGUGUAUAUACAGUAUUAUGUGAAAUCAAAUAGAUGUUCUUUAUAGGAAAGAACUAACUGUAAACAGAAGUCCAAUCAGACAACAACCUCCUGAUCCUUGAUUUAAAAAAAAAUUGUUAUUAUCUACCUUAAACACCGAUAUGGAAUC